UCCUUUUUUCACUUUUCAAUACUAGACAUAGUUAUGUUUGUUUAAAAAAUACUGUAACUAAAUUUUUUUGUAAAGUUUCACUACCCUGCUCAGCCCAUUGUGAAAGAAUGCACCUGGCUCACAAACUGGGAAGCGGACGAGCUAGAACAUGCAGGGUUCCUAAUGUCUGCAAACGACCUCUCCUGUUCUGAGUUUCUUUAUUAUGUUUCCUGAAAUGUAUUGGGUUUGGUUCAAAAGUACAAAUUUGAAGCCGCAUGUUGAGACCUUUAUCACCGACAUCCUCUGAAUACGGUCCAAGCAUUUGCCUGUUUGGAUGUGCUUCCACAUAUUACACAUUUCCACAUUCUCACUAACCAGAUCAAAAUUGGGUCAUGGCCAAACCAAGCAUUAUCAUAAGAAAAAUGAGCUUGUAAAAGAAAAGAAAAUUACAAGGUGUGAUUGCCUGCUAUCCCUGUGGGUGUUUGGGUGUGUGGGUGGGUCAUCGGCGAGAUCACAUACCCUAUAUUAUCUGUCUUUUUCCGUUGGCUCACUCUGAGGAGUAUUUAUCAGUAAUCUGUUACGUGCGUGCUUAGCUGUAAUUAUGACGUCUAAAUGGCAUAUAUAUUAGUUUGCUCUGCCCAGAUUAUCCCCUAAUUCUGUGUGCAAAGGGGGCUCUGACCUUGCCUCUGAGCCAGUGACUGGUGGGAGACCAUUUGGUCAGAGUGCUGAAUAAACACAAAGGUGGCUACACCCCCCCCCCCCCAUCUCGGGGUGGUGUGUCCCCCUCACUGAUCUUGUUUACAUGACUGGGAUAGUUUUUGUUUUAAGUGGAGGCGCUAAACACCUUUCCCCCCUGAGAUAAAACAUGAUUAAUGCCUUUGAGUGAGUGGUGCUUAGGGGUCUCAAAGUCCCUUAAGCACUUAAUUAGGCAGAUCUUGGACACACGUAUCCACUAAGUCCCCCCCCCCUCCCCAAGGCACAAGGUGAAAACUCCAAGGUGAAAACUCCAGGAGCUUUCCAGAGGGAUUGCCUUUGAUGUGGCCCUCCGCCUUAAACACCAUCCCUGAGGUGGCUUUUAAAGCAUGGAAAUUUGAUGUCCUCUUUUUUCUUUUCUCCCCUGAAACUCCACACCAUCAGCCAGUGACAACUGUGACCAGAACAACAGGCCAAUAUAAAUAUCCCUGGCCAGUGGGACACAGGGCUCAGAGUGGAUCCACUGAGUCAGGAGGCUACUGCAAACCAAGGAGGUAUCACUAUGGAUAUGCCAACCUUGGGUCUCCUCAUUCUACUCUACACUCUACACCAUGUCUUAGGUGGGGUGCUGACUGAACAUAUGGAGCCCCGGAACCUGUUCACAGAGAGGGCCUGCUGCAGGCGCCAGAGCCACCUUGUUUACAUCGGCCGAGAUAUUUCAGGAACGCCAGUUAAUGUGGACGUGGGAAAAUGCAAAAGUCACUGUGGGGGGCCCAUCAAAACCUCAUCGUCACAUGCCACAGCCAUGCAUGUAAAUCCCAGGCAUUCCUCAAUGCUGGAUUACCUCAGGAACAAAAAGCUUUAUCAGGUUAAAUCAAGCGACACUGCGUUUCCGCACACCCCAGACAGCUCUAACAAAGAUCCCUCGUGCAGAGCGGAUUUAACGUGUGAACCGACCAGCCUGAGAGUGGACAAGGUGAUGCUUUUUGAUGGCCUACGAGAGGUGGAAAUUAUCGAGGACUGCCACUGUGAGGUCAAAGUGUCUCAAUGUAUGCGGGUUCCUGCACUCAAGAUCUUCAACUUUGAAACACCCUACGAGACUGUCAUUGAUGUGGGGAAGUGCGCAGGCUCCAAGGCUGAUCAAGAGGGGUUCUCCUGUGUCCCCACUAAGUUUGACGCGUCACUGGUGGAGACUCCAAACAAAGUUGAGCUUGUGCAGACGGUGGAGACCUGUGAAAUGAAGGAAGGCUGCUACAGAAUCCCAUACAUAGAGUACCAUUAUGAACUGACCUAUGACCCCAAUGGGGUUAAAAGUGAGAAACUCAAGGAAAUUGAUGUAGGCAGGUGUUUGGGAAGCUGCGCCACAGGAAACCGAUGCCUUCUCAGGAGUGCUGCUAAUCCAGAGGACUGUCUGCUGUGGGCGGAAGGUCCAGGAAAUGCAUGUGUCCCACAAGGUUAUGAGAGCAACACGUUCCUAAACCAGCAUGGACAACUGCGCACCGUCCUCUCCAUUACAUCUUGCUUAUGCCAAUGCUGAACAUGGCUUUCUUCUCUGGACUAAAUCAUACACACACACAGACAUACACAUUCAGACACACAUACAGAACUUUGCUAUGAACACUGUUCUAGUUUGUUCACUGUUCUAGCUUAGACUGUUUAAUCCCAGCUAAACUCUCUUCUCUUAUCUGCUGAUUCCAGAGCCACUCUUGUCUUGAUCCUAGCCUCAGUAACUGCAGCGAAACAACUCAUUAUCCCCUGGUCAGAGUUAAAGAGCCUUAUGCACUACACAGCAUUUACCUGAAAAAGAAAUACCCUUUUCAAUUCAUAACUGUUAUAAAAUAUGUUUGUGCUGCUGAAGCAUUGCAUACAUCCUUGUAAUAUAUGUAAAAUAUGUAUUAAUUAAUCUUGUAAAUAAAAUUUAUGUGAGCA
This is a messenger RNA of Clupea harengus (Atlantic herring), 2601 nucleotides long. It is a transcript of the gene pnhd, whose product is annotated as pinhead. The record is from RefSeq and is a predicted model, not a curated record. NCBI's taxonomy places the organism in Eukaryota, Metazoa, Chordata, Actinopteri, Clupeiformes, Clupeidae.